GGUCAUUCGCUGACACGGCAGCGGCGGUGUUGCACACACACACACACACACACACACAGAGAGAGAAGCUCUCCGCGACUUUUCUGUGUCGUUCUAUUUGUAGAAGCUAAUUAUCUUAUCUGGUUUCCACACCAGCAGUUUUAUUUCCCCCCUCCCCCGCUCUUAGAAGCCUCCCCCUUCGGCUUUAUAUCGCUGCCGGACGCCAUCGCGACGCGUGUCGGUUCUCAUUAUUGUAUUUAUUUAUUCCUUCGCUAGUCGCACACUCCAAUCCGCCAUGUACUUCGAUCACUCGCCUUCGCAGCGGCAGCAGCAGAGCCGCUACGCACCGCGCUCCACAUCCCCCGCCUCCACCGCCACCACAACUCUCUUACCGUUUCGUCGCAGCGAGCGCGGCGUCAACCUCGCAGUGGCGCUGAGCCCGGUGCAGGGCUACCUGCAGCCGCAGUGGGCUGUACCGAGCGCGGCGGCAGCAACCCAACGGCCACCCUCACCUCCGAUGCGAGAUUCAUUUCAAGCACAGCAGCAGCGGGGGGCGUGGACAAGCGCUGCAGCACCGCAUGCGUACUGUGUACGCGGACACCCCGACGCACCCAGCGCGCAGCUGUACGGUCGCUCUCCGUACCGAGAGGAAGACGGUGAUGAAGAGGCCGCCGCUGCCGCCUCCUCCGCCGCACCGCCAGCAGCCUUUGCGGCGGUGCCGACCGUCGUUGUGAGCGACGCGGCCCGCUGCCCGUCCCUGUCGUCGUCGCCGUCCCCCCCGCUGACGUCACGGCGGCCCUUCGCCACUUCUCCCUCCGCCGCGGACGGUGCGGCAGCUGUCGGUGGGUGCACCGCCGCGCGACGAGCCGGCAUCGCGCCCAAUCGCUUUGAUCGGGUGGUGGGCGCAGCUGAGCCGCCGUCGUCCUCUGCCGCCCGCCCACGUGGACGCGGCAUUGCGGAGGUCCGGCCGGGCUGCACGACGUCCACGGAGCGGGUUCGCUACCGCAGCAACGUGACGAAGAAGCUCAUCGACCUCUACGACGAGGUCGCAGAGCUAUACGAGUGCCGCGGGAACAUGACCUUCCAGGUGACGCAGGCAAUGCGGAGUGACCCGCGCUACACGAAGGAGAGGCACGGCGAGGUGCGGCUGGCGUACAAGCCCGCCCCGGCGCAGCAGGCCGCCGUGACCGCUGUCGAAAGUUCGCUGGAGGCCCUGCACGACGCGUGCCACGAGCUGGUGGCGGCCUACCUCACCCCAGAGGAGAAGCGCUACCUCGGCAUCGAUACGCACCUCUUCCAAACGAAUGCGGAGAAGAAGUCCACCUACCAGUACGCCCCGGCCAAUCCAACGAGUAAAGCCCCACCGGAUUCGCCGUCCCAGCAGGAGGAGGGGAGCACCAACACGGCGCGCCCCCCGUCCGUUUCGUCCGGCUCGCAGCACGAGCAGCGGCCAUCGCACCCGGACGGCGUGAAGUUCACGACACAGGCGACCGCGGUGCCUUCCACUUCCGCGGCGGCACCGUCGUCGAGGCAAACGCCGACGCCGACGCCGCAGUACUCCCUCGCGUCGGCGGCCUUCCAAGAGGACCAGGCCGUCUCCGCGAACAACACCAAUUACAACGAGAACACGCAGCUGAACACGUCAGCGGAUCAGCCGUAUUCCUUGAUUGAAGCCUCCGCCAUCGUCUCUCCUUCCACGGCAGCUGCUUCCACGACACACAAUGACCCAGCACAAAUGAACCGCGCUGCCCUUCCUCCUUCACUUCCACCUCCUGCUGCCGUGUCAUCGGUGUAUCCCCCGCCACAGCAGCAGCAGCAGCAGCAGCAACAGCCGGCAGCGGUGGGGGUUCCUGCGGCAAGUCAGCGGGAGGCGGCCACGGAUGACACCGUCGCGGUAGGCUCGGUCAGCUCGCCGGAGCGGAUGUACGCGCCGGCGGGGUCGACGUCGAGCCUCGGCGGUGGUGCAUGGCCGUCUGACACGGCUACGGCCACCGCGCGAGCGUCGCCCGUCGCGCCACGGCCAUCGGUGCCUGCCAAAGUGCUGGUGCAGCCGCCACCGCCCUCGGCGGUUGGUGCUGGUCGCAACGGUGCCUCCGCGAGGGCGUCGUGUGCGCCGCCGAAGAUGCCACCAGGGAUUCCGCCGGGCGCAAAGCUGGUGAAGAUGCCGAUGGGUGUGCCUCCGCCUGCAGCAGCAGCAGCAGCAGCGACGACGACCACCACCGCCACAACGGAUGCGGCGUUGGCGUCUUCUACUGUUGCUGCAGCUGGUGGUGGUGGGUUGUCGGCGUCCCACCCGCCGAUGCACCCACCAAGCCGCAACAGCUCCUUCACCAAUCGCACUGCCGCGGCGGCUCCAAAGGCGCCUGCGAUGCGGGCCGAGUUUAAGCGGUUUCUGAUCGACUCGGACAGCGACAGCAUGGCGUAG
Molecule: messenger RNA, 2404 nt
Organism: Leptomonas pyrrhocoris
Lineage: Eukaryota; Euglenozoa; Kinetoplastea; Trypanosomatida; Trypanosomatidae
Exons: 1
Coding region: 275-2404 (709 amino acids)
Source: RefSeq, a predicted model, not a curated record